Molecule: messenger RNA, 2367 nt
Organism: Uranotaenia lowii
Lineage: Eukaryota; Metazoa; Arthropoda; Insecta; Diptera; Culicidae
Product: F-box/LRR-repeat protein 20-like
Exons: 4
Coding region: 157-2238 (693 amino acids)
Biological process (GO): SCF-dependent proteasomal ubiquitin-dependent protein catabolic process
Cellular component (GO): SCF ubiquitin ligase complex
Molecular function (GO): protein binding
Source: RefSeq, a predicted model, not a curated record
CACAAUCAGCUGUCACUGUGUCGUGUAUAGAGCUCAGAAACGCAACAAACUUCUGGUCAAUUUGUUUAUGCAGUAUUUCAAACGUUACUGCUAGUUGCAAACUAUUUCAGUUCAGAAGCAGACCAACAUCUUUGGUGGUCGUAUUAUUUUCACAAAAUGUAUAGAAACGCUGAAAGGAAUUUGUACAAUAAAGACUACGAUGAUUUUGGCCCGAAAUACAGUGACCUACCGAUGGAGAUACUCGUUGAAAUAUUUGGUUAUCUGAACCCUGGUGACCGCUUUGCUGUUGGACUGACUUGCAAACGAUGGCUGGAGGCUACUCAGUACCAACUAUUUGUGAACGAUGUGUGCUUUAGUUUCAUCAAGACGCAUUUUGGAGAUAACAUUAAUCCAGCUUGUAAUUUGCUGAAGAGCUCCCGAGUUUUUCAAACCAUCAUAUUUUCACAAGUAGAGUUCAAUGAUUCGGAUAUUUUCUUUUCUCGAUUCGGAGAAAACAUUCAAAAUCUAACUUUUAAAGCUUGCGACAUACGGGAGAAAACUUUUGUUAAUAUUUUGACCAAUACACCGAACUUGAGAAGUUUGAAGGUAGAAGGAUGCCGCGAGUUACUGAUGCCGGGGAGAUUGUUCGAAUCUGAAACUGAGAAAGGAGUAAUUGCACAGAAUUUUCGCCAGAUUACCUCGCUCAGCCUCGCUUACAACAGAUAUUUAUCGGACGCCUUAUUCAAACGCAUUGUUAUGCUGACUCCAAAUUUGAGAUCACUGGACUUGAGUGGCUGCUCAAUUUCAUUUCACAAAGGAUUGUACCGCAAAUUCUAUCCAGGACGACCGGAUGACGCAUCAGAAAACGUACUAACAUUUCAUUACAUUACACAAAUCAUCACUCGCCAGGUAGAUAAAAUUAAGGAUUUGAACUUCAGCUCGACGCUGAUUGAUGGAGACGCUUUAGAGGUGCUAUCGAGCCUCCAAAACCUAAGACUCGACUCUAUCGAUUUGAGCUUAUGUGACCAGUUAACAAACCCUGGCAUAUCAGCGUUAGCUCAACAUCAAAGCUUCAUAAGUUAUCUUGAUGUUUCGAAAUCAGCGCGAUUUACAGAUUCUAGUUUGCUCAUCGUCUGCAAACAUAUGGUCAACUUAAAAUCACUGAAAUUGCGGCGCUGCAGAGCACUCACAGAUCAAGGAGUUCAACACAUAGCUGAGCUGAAACAGCUUCAAGUGCUGGACAUAUCCGAGUGCGAAUCAGUUACCGGGCAAGGUAUCAUCAGAGGUAUUGCAACGGCCCAGAAUCCCGUACUCGUAGAGCUGUACGUAAGUGCACUGAAUCUGUGCGAGAGUUCGGUCAUAAAAAUAGCAGAAAACUUCCCAUCGUUACGCCUCCUAGACAUGAGUUACUGUUUCCAUUCAGUAUCGGAUCUAUGUCUACAAAUCGUUUUUAAAAGUUUGAUAUGGUUGCGUCAUCUCAAUUUGGACUAUUGUGAUAAGAUAUCGGAUAGUGCGAUGACGGGGGUAAGAAUGCUCCAAAAGGUACAGGAUUAUGAGCUGAACAAAUCGACUGUUUCAAAUGCAGUGCAAGUUGAACCCAUGUCUGAAGAACCCCAAGCUCAAGAAGAAAUGUUUAAAAUUUCACUGCGCAGUAAGGCCGAGCAGGAAAUUGUCAACGAUGCUAAGCGCAAAAAAGCGAUGAUGGAGAUAUGUCAGCAAAAUGUUGUUAACAAAGAUGAUUCCUGCAGUGAAUACACCAUCGAUAUGCUCAAAGGUUUGCGAGUUCUUCGUCUAUCCCAGUGUAACAAAAUUUCGGACAUUUCCCUGAUUUAUUCCUUCAAAUUGAUCGAAUUGAAGGAGCUUAGUUUAGCCAAAUGUCAACAGAUUUCAAUCGAGGGUAUACGCGUUCUAGUGAAAAACUGUACGUCACUGGAGAUUCUGGAUCUGAGCGAGUGCCAUAAUAUCAACGACAAAUCAGUAGAGUUGAUAGCUAUCCAUCUUAAACGCUUGCAAACAUUGUCACUAGAUCGAUGCUUCCAGCUAUCUGAUUUCAGCUUGGACUACAUAGCCAUACAUUGUUUAAACCUCCGAACGCUGGACGUCCGGGGUUGUCGCAACAUGUGCGCGGAGCCUAAUUUGAGGCUCAUCAACGUACCCACACUGCGCACCAUACACAUGAGCAAACCAGGCCCAUACGUCGGUGAACCUGGAUAUUUCGUUAAAAAACCACCACCACCACCUAUGCCAAAACGUAUCUAAUACAACAUUGUUUCAAUUUUGGUGAUUGCUCUAGUUUACUAACCGACCUACCUAUUGUGUUUUAUUGCGUUGAGUAUUUGUAAGUUUGGAGUUUUCAAAAUGUUACAAACAUGAUAAAUAAAGUUCAAC